Messenger RNA from Triplophysa rosa, 4656 nucleotides. RefSeq lists its product as uncharacterized. Bases 98 to 2335 code for a protein of 745 amino acids. NCBI's taxonomy places the organism in Eukaryota, Metazoa, Chordata, Actinopteri, Cypriniformes, Nemacheilidae. The record is from RefSeq and is a predicted model, not a curated record. Gene Ontology annotation, biological process: regulation of transcription by RNA polymerase II. Gene Ontology annotation, cellular component: nucleus. The transcript is spliced from 10 exons. Gene Ontology annotation, molecular function: RNA polymerase II transcription regulatory region sequence-specific DNA binding; DNA-binding transcription factor activity, RNA polymerase II-specific.
GAAGCAGAACGCAUGCGCAGUGUCUAAUAAAAACGAGUCGGUUAAAGUUGAAACCAACGCUGUUUAUCAAGCACAGUAUUUUAAGGAAAGAAGUAUAAUGGCGUCUGUUCCUCCCCUCUCUUCUCUGCGCCUGCUUGUUCCUCCUCUUCGUCUCACAUCCGCCUUGAUGUGGCAAAUUGUCCAGGAUCAGAAUGUGGAGCAGUUUGGAAAACUGGAGGAAUUUGUUUCUGUAAUGACAAACCUUGUCCCUGAAAUCUUAAGUAAAAGACAGAGGGCGACUUUGAUAGUCGGUUUGCGGGCAAAGAUGAUUCUUGAGAUGUGUAGAGGUGAACUCCCAGCAGACCUUCAGACUGUUAAGUCACACAUUCAGCGCAUUCAGACCACAGAUUUAUUAAAGGUGAAUGAUUCGGACAUGGAGAAUUUACAGGACAGUGUUCUUCAGCUUGUUCUGGGCUUGCUGGAAGACUCUUUUAAAAGAGAAUACUUCUUUCAGGAGAUAUUUCCAGUAGAGUAUGGUCCUGACUUUGAUAAAGCAUUACAAGUCCUUGUAGGCUUUUUUCUUUCCAGAUUGGAACAGCUUCUGCCUGUACCAAACUUCAAACAGGUUUCAUUGCUGCUCAGCUGUCACCCUGCAGAGUUAGAUGCAUGUGUAAACUCUGUCUGUAAAUCACAGAAUUUACUAUCCUUGCUGCAGACUGAUGUGUGUGGGACUUUGGAAAAAAAUGUUCUUCCCUCCAUAGUUGAGGAUAGAAUAGUCUCGUCAUUGUCUCUGCCUCCCAUCAGUCAUUCUUCCAUUAUAAACCAGCACAACGAUGAUGGCAAGUUACAAGUGCCUGCUUGUCCUGAUAACCUGCUAAUUAAAGAACACAGUGUGGUCCAGGAGACCAAGACAAGUGAUCCCAAUGUCCAAGAUGUAGGAUCAAGCUCCGGCAGUGUGGUCCAGGAGACCAAGACAAGUGAUCCCUAUGUCCAAGAUGUAGGAUCAAGCUUCGGCAGUGAAUCAUCAGAAUGCUCAAGAGACAGAGAUGGAGGAAAGGAAAUUAACUCUAAUGCAGAUGAAUUGCAAAAGAGUAACGCAGAAGAACCGAAUGUACCAUUAUCCACUACUAAUGCCCAACGAGUUUUUAAAGCUGCUGUGCCUCUUCAGCAUCCGACUCUUGACACCUUUCCGAAUAAACCUUCUAAAGGCUUCCAUUAUGCUGGCAGGACCGUCCACAAAUGUCAGCAGUGUACAAAAUAUUUCAUAUAUCGCACUGAUCUUCUCAAGCACCAGGAAAUUCACACCAUGGAGGGGGGACACAAGUGUCCUCAAUGUGGGCAAGUUUUCAGCGAUUUGACACAACUGGCUUCACACAGAAUCACUGGCUGCAAUGCCAGAGUUUUCGAAUGUGUCAAGUGUACAGCCCAUUUUAGAUCUCUAAGAACCCUGUACAGACACAACAGAGUACACAAAGAGAAAACCACACACAAAUGCCCUGAAUGUGGAAGGCUUUUCACAAGUCUGUCAAGGUUAGUUGGUCACAGACGAGUUCACAAAUCUCCUUCAAUUAAAAGAAGUUACAACUGUAAACAAUGCAGCGAGACUUUUGGGUCAUACCGAGCCAGUUUAAUUCACCAGAAGAUCCAUAAAGUCAAAGACGUCCGCCCGUCCAAACCAGAACAGCAACCAGGAAAAUGUCGUUUUUGUGACUUAACAUUCAGUGUUGACAGUGAAUUAAGAAGCCAUCUCAAGACACAUGCAGAGUUCCGACCGUAUAUAUGUGACCAGUGCGGAAAGUGCUUUUCAGCAAACAGUAGCCUUCUUGCCCAUCUUUCAAACCACACAGGAGAGAAACCUCUCCUUUGCUCGCAAUGCGGAAAACGCUUUUACAGCAAGAUCCAAUUGAAAUCUCACAUGAGGUGUCAUUCUGGUGAACGGCCACACAUCUGUCCAUACUGCAAUAAGCAGUUUUCUCUGUCUGGGAAUUUGAAGAUUCACAUCAGAAUUCACACAGGAGAAAAGCCUUAUGUUUGCCAUCAGUGUGGAAAAGGGUUUGUGUCUGCGGGAUGCUUGCAAGUGCAUCUGCGCUCUCACACUGGAGAAAAACCAUAUCAGUGCAAAAUCUGUGGCAAGAAAUUUGUAGUUUCAAGUCAUCUGACAGCUCACAUGUGUUUUCAUACUGGAGAACGUCCACAUUGCUGUUUACAGUGCGGCAAAAGAUUCAUCCGGCGGUAUGACUUGAGCAAGCACAUGUACACUCAUAUUGGGAAGCGGCCUUUUCCAUGCCCACUGUGCUCGAAGGCAUACACAUGUCGCACACACUUGAACAGGCACAUGAAGAGCCACAGUGUUUGACGCAAAUCAUUUUGUUAGUGCCUUUUGGAGUAAAAAAUGUCUGUGAUAUUUAAAAAUGAAUAGUUUACAUAAUAAUAAAACAUAAUCAUUUACAUACAAAUUCCCAACCUGUAUGCGAUUUUCUGUGGAAUGUAAAGGAGAAAUUACGAAUUUUGUUUUCCUUUCCUUAGGUUUGUUAAAAAAUGCAGUCUGCAAAAGUAGUCUAUUUAUGUGUGUUAUAUUCCUAGUCCUACAUUAACUUUAACAAGCAUUUCCCCUCCAGUGAGUUGUUAAGUGUUUUAGUUAGGGAGUUAAAAUUUAAAGCUCAGCAAAACUUUUUGUUAUAUGGUAUUGUGUACUAAAACAGCCAAAUAAAAAAAUAUUCCCAAUUUCCCAUGACAAAGAUUAUCAGAAUAUAAGAUUAUUUCAAUGGUUUGUUUCUCACACAGUGGUUUCAGAAGAAAAUAACAUGCAAUGCAUGUGGACUGUUUUCAUACUGCUGUUUCAUUGUUUUUUAUUCUUCGUUUCUAGAUAAACUAGUUCACUCACAGGUUAAGUGAAUUAUUUUGAGAUGGUGUGACUAUUUUUUAUAUGACCCCUUUUAUUUAAAGGGGUCAUAUGGUGCGAAUAUGUGUGUUUUUCUAUGUCUUUGGUGUGUUAUAAGUUGCCAAUGCAUGUAUUAGACACGUACAAUUGCAAAAAUUAAAGUGUCGGAACAAAAGAUGCAUUCUAUCUAAAAGCUAUUGCUCACCCAGACCUGCCUGAAACGCCUCGUGUAACCACACCCCCACAUAUCUACGUCAUGAUUUGACUUAGAUUGCCCAAAUGUAUACGCAAGGUUGGUUGGAGUACCUGUCAGUACAACUGCUUUGGAACCUGAUGUUCCAAAUAUGGGGAGAGGCGUUACAUAUCCGUCACACGCUUGCAGUAUUCAACCAAUCACUAUGCACUGGUUAACUGGCCAGUCAUAGCACACCUCGCUUUUCACGUUUUCAUAGCCAUGAGCUUUGUAAAAAAUCUGUGCGUUUCAGAGAGGCAGGGCAAAGAGGAGAUACAAACAUGCACGGUAUGUGGAAAAUACAGCGUUUUUGAACCUUAAAUCAUGUAUACACUGCAUUACAUCUAGAACAAACUAUAAUAUUCGUUUUAGACAUGUCAUAUGACCCCUUUAAACUCCAGUGCUAUUGUACUAUGUGAGCUGCAGUUAAUUAACUACAAAAAAGUCAUACAUUAACAAUCAAAAGCAGCUGUUCUUAAUGUAGUUCUGAGCCAUGGAUUAUUUAAGAAACAAAGGCCUAGUGCCCAUGUAUUGUUUUCUUUUCUUUAGCUUUAAAUGACUAGAUAAACAAAAAUCUGAGUCAGCCUAUUGGUAAGCAACUAUGAAAUAAAUUUGUUGCAUGUCAUAGCCAUAUACUAAAGAAAAAAAGCUCCUUUUUAGAUAAAGUGGGAAAUAAAAAAAUAUCUCAUCUUUUACCCAUUUUUUACCAUCUAUAGGACAAUACAUUUUUUCCAGCAUCUGUGGGAUAAAUUAUUAGGUAUUUAGUGUAACACUUGAGCAAUAGCAGGAAUCUAGCUCUCUAAAUGUAAUGGAACAACCCAGUCUCUUACUACUGCGUAUAUAUACCACGAGUUUGCACUUUCGUUUUGCGUAGUAUUUACACGCCAAAGUCGCAGUUUGCGUUCAUACUGUAUGCAAAACCCUCCCGUUAAACUUCCAUUGAUGGAAAACGCGUAUGCAUCGCACGCAGAAAUGUAUUGUAGUCAACGCCAUAACCGUCGUCCCGCCCCUUCAAUCGCGCUUUCAUGCGUUUUUAAUUAAUUAAUUUAUUGAUUGAUGAUUGAUUUUCCCUCUUUACAGAAGCAUCCACAGAAACGAAUCUGAGCUUGCUCAUUAAUUUGGUGAUCAUUUUUCCAAACGGGAAACAAAAUGCUUGCAGCUUCAAUAAUUGAACGUGGAAAAUAUACGCUAGCUAUAACAGUUAUAUAUCUGCUAUAUGUCUGCUUUAAUCCUUUUUCUGCUUUUGUGAUUUUUUGCUUGUGUUUAAUGUUACACGCAUUUUCGUUUUUUUCUGAUAGUAUUUGGAAUAACGAAAGUAUUAACUGAUGAUGGUGUUGAAUUAAUGAAUAAAAUGACGUAAUUGUUCCAUCGCAUGGAAACCAAUCAAAUGUUCCAAACAUAUUUUAGCGCCAUCAUCAUUAUCCCGCCCCUCACUGUCCAGUGCUUCAAGAGUUCACGUCGUGCAUUGUCGAAGGCUUCAAUGAUCAGAACACAAAACAAAAUGUCCAGAGGCUCUUUAGAAGCAGCACUUCUUCUUGGAGUUGUGUUUGUUGACCAGAUACAG